CGUCCUCGAAGUUUGGAGACUUUCUUAUAGGAUACCCACGAGUUAAUCAAAGCUGCGAAGCAGUGGUUUUAAAGAUGAAUGCAAAACCCUUUUUACUUUGUGACUUUUUCAAAAGGGCUGCAACUUAGUCACUAUAGGCAAGGUCGUGUUGGCAGCAGGCUUUGACCCAGACGUCCCUCUCCCCAGCAACAUUUUCCAGUUCCUGCAGGGGGAUCCCAGGAGGUUCCAGGCCAGGGGGGAUAUACAAUUUCUCCAGCAAGUUCUGGGUUAAACCUGGGGUCUUCUCCCAGUUGUACAUGCCUGGAAGCCCUCUAAGUGGAGACUGGGCUACAAAAACAGCUGCAUACCAGCAGCCACUUCUCUGGUCCCGUCAUCACUCAGCUGAGACAGACCACAUGGCCCGGCCAUACAGGGCUGAUUUUAAACUCUCCACUGUCAGAAGGAACAGAUAUGUGAAUGUCUGCCUGAGAGGGGAGCCUCCCUCUGACUCACUCUGCCCUACAUGGGAAAAAACAUUAAGAGGCCCACAAGCUGAUGCAAACCUGAAGUAAUGAAAAUCAGUAUGAUGGAUAGAUAACAAAGAAGAGAAAGGGAAGAUGUCAUUCUUUGGCGUGAACUGUGUCAGGAAAAAAGAGAGAGAGCUGGAGAGGAAACUGCGAGCAAACGACCGCGAGUACAACCUCUCCUUUAAAUAUGCAACGAAUGCCAUCAAGACAUCCAAGUACAACUUCUUCACCUUCCUACCUCUCAACCUGUUUGAGCAAUUCCAAAGGAUCGCUAACGCCUACUUCCUGUUUCUGCUGGUGCUCCAGGUGAUUCCCCAGAUCUCAUCUCUCUCCUGGUUCACCACUGUUGUUCCUCUGGUCCUUGUGUUGUCAGUCACUGCAGCAAAGGAUGCCGGAGAUGAUAUCAAUCGCCACAGAAGUGACAAUCAAGUCAACAACAGAAAAGUUGAAGUACUUAUUGACAGAAAACUGCACAGCGAGAAAUGGAUGGACGUCCAGGUGGGAGACAUCAUCAAACUGGAAAACAAUCAGUUUGUUACUGCCGACCUCCUGUUGCUUUCCAGCAGUGAACCACUUAACCUGGUGUACAUUGAGACAGCAGAACUGGAUGGAGAGACUAACCUGAAGGUCAGGCAGGCCCUUCCUGUGACAGGAGACCUGGGAGAUGAUAUUGAAAAACUGGCAGACUUUAAUGGUGAGGUGCGAUGUGAACCCCCCAACAACCGCCUCGACCGCUUCACAGGAACACUAACCUUUGCUGGUCAGAAAUACCCACUGGACAAUGAGAAGAUCCUGCUGAGAGGCUGCACCCUAAGGAACACUGAGUGGUGUUUUGGACUGGUGCUGUUUGGAGGUCCAGAGACCAAGCUGAUGCAGAACUGUGGGAAGAGCACAUUCAAGAGGACCAGCGUAGACCGUCUGAUGAACAUACUUGUCCUUUUUAUUUUUGGUUUCUUGGCCGUCAUGUGUACGAUCCUGGCAAUAGGAAACUUAUUCUGGGAGAGGAACGAAGGCUCACAGUUCACAGCCUUUCUGUCCGGACAAAAUGACAACAGUGCUGCUUUUUCAGCCUUCCUCACCUUCUGGUCCUACGUCAUCAUCCUCAAUACUGUGGUGCCCAUCUCCCUCUAUGUUAGUGUGGAGAUCAUUCGACUGGGGAACAGCUUCUACAUCGACUGGGAUAGAAAGAUGUACUAUGCACGUAAUGACACCCCUGCUGAGGCUCGAACCACUACACUGAAUGAAGAGCUCGGCCAAAUCAAAUAUGUCUUUAGCGACAAAACCGGGACACUAACACAGAAUAUCAUGGUGUUCAACAAGUGCUCCAUCAAUGGCAAAUCUUAUGGGGAUGUUUAUGACUACACUGGCCAAAGACUGGAAAUUACAGAGGAUACAGAGACGGUGGACUUCUCCUUCAACCCGCUGGCUGACCCUCGCUUCAUGUUUCACGACCACGCCCUGGUGGAGGCAGUGAAGCUGGAGAACCCCGAGGUCCACGCCUUCUUCAGACUGCUGGCCCUCUGUCACACCGUCAUGGCUGAGGAGAAGAAAGAAGGUGAGAUUUACUACCAGGCCCAGUCUCCAGAUGAAGGAGCUUUGGUCACAGCAGCUAGAAACUUUGGAUUUGUCUUCCGCUCACGUACACCAGACAGUGUUUCAAUUGUGGAAAUGGGGGAACAGUGCAGCUACGAACUCCUCGCCAUCCUGGAUUUCAACAACGUUCGCAAGAGGAUGUCUGUAAUAGUUCGGAGUGCGGAGGGGAAGCUGUCUCUCUACUGUAAAGGUGCAGACACUAUCGUCUAUGAGCGGCUGCAUCAGUCCUGCAGCAAGCUGAUGGAAGUCACCACUGAGCAUCUUAAUGAGUUUGCAGGGGAGGGCCUGAGGACUCUGGCGCUGGCAUACAAAGAUCUGGAUGAAGAGUAUUUCAACCAGUGGAAACAGCGCCACCAUGAGGCCAGCACCACACUGGACAACAGAGAGGGGAAACUGGAUGAGCUGUAUGAGGAGAUCGAAAAGGAUCUGCUGCUGCUUGGAGCAACAGCCAUAGAAGACAAACUACAAGAUGGAGUCCCACAGACGAUUGAGCAGCUGGCUAAAGCUGACAUCAAAGUCUGGGUUCUGACUGGUGACAAGCAAGAAACUGCAGAAAACAUUGGGUACUCAUGCAACCUGCUGCGUGAAGAGAUGAACGAAGUCUUCAUUGUCUCGGGCAACUCAACUGAAGAUGUCAGACAGGAGCUGAGAAAUGCACAGAACUCCAUGAAACCAGUUGCAACAGAGGAUUCAGUGUUUCUACCACAAGGCACUCUGGGUAAUGGUCUGACAGUAAUCUCAGAUGAGGUGGCAAAUGGAGAAUAUGGCCUGGUUAUCAACGGACAUAGUCUAGCCUACGCCCUGGAGCACAGCCUGGAGCUGGAGUUUCUAAAGACAGCAUGCUUGUGUAAGGCAGUAAUCUGCUGCAGAGUCACUCCUCUGCAGAAAGCUCAGGUGGUUGAGCUUGUCAAGAAGUACAAGAAGGCAGUCACACUGGCCAUAGGAGAUGGAGCCAAUGAUGUCAGCAUGAUCAAAGCGGCUCAUAUUGGUGUGGGAAUCUCAGGUCAGGAGGGCAUGCAGGCGGUGCUGUCCAGCGAUUACUCCUUUGCCCAAUUUCGUUUUCUUCAACGCCUUCUGCUGGUGCACGGCCGCUGGUCCUACCUACGCAUGUGCAAAUUCCUGCGUUACUUCUUCUACAAGAACUUUACCUUCACCUUUGUUCACUUCUGGUACGCCUUCUUCUGUGGCUUCUCAGCACAGACGGUGUAUGAUGAGUGGUUCAUAACCCUCUACAAUCUGAUGUACACAGCACUACCCGUUCUAGGAAUGAGUCUGUUUGAUCAGGAUGUGAACGACGUGUGGAGUUUCCAGCAUCCUCAGCUCUAUGUUCCUGGUCAGCUCAACCUUUACUUCAGCAAGACAACUUUCUUCAAGUGUGCCCUCCACAGCUGCUACAGCUCCUUGGUGCUCUUCUUCAUCCCCUAUGCUGCCCUUUAUGACACAGUGAGGGGAGACGGCAAGGACGUCGCAGACUACCAGUCCUUCGCCCUCCUCACUCAGACAUGUCUACUGUUUGCUGUCACAAUUCAGCUGGGGUUGGAGAUGUCUUACUGGACAGCCGUUAACACUAUCUUUGUGUUGGGCAGUCUGGCUAUGUACUUUGCAGUCACAUUCACCAUGUACAGUAACGGCAUGUUUCUCACAUUGCCGGGAGCCUUCCCUUUUAUAGGAACUGCCCGAAAUUCUCUGAACCAACCGAACGUUUGGCUGACAAUCAUCCUCACCUCCAUCUUGUGUGUUCUUCCUGUGGUUACCUACCGCUUCCUGUUCAUACAGCUCCGCCCCACCAUCAAUGACAAGGUGAUGUUUAAGGUGAGACAGGCCAAAGCCACUCCUCCCCCUCCACCUCGUCGCACCCGAAUCCGCCGAACCAGCUCCCGCCGCUCUGGCUACGCCUUCUCGCAUGCACAGGGCUACGGGGACCUGGUGACAUCAGGUCGGUUCCUGAGGCGUCCUGCUAUAUCACGGUCCUCAGGAUUCCCAAACAUCGGCCGCACUACCACAGGCUUCAGUCCCAUGGGGCGAUCGGCGGGAUACAGCCCAGCAGCACGGCCACAGAAUACCAAAGUGCCAGAUGUAGAGGUGACAUCGCUGCAGAUGUACAGGACUUUUGGAGAUCCUGGUCUCUGAUAGUAACAUUGUGUUUGGAAAAGAAAUAACACAGAAAACUGGACAGCUGUGUGCCGCUGACAGUUAAAGGUGCUCUUGUAUGUCUCUUAAAAACUCAACCUGUCUCUCUGGAGAAGCCAUGUCAAAGACUUUGGAUGUUCAUUGUCUCAUCUGCCGAGUCCCCAAAGAUGACGUCUGGACAAGAAAUGACUUUUAACUCUAAGCACAAAGGGAUUUAAUCAAAGGGAACAAAAGAAAAGAGUGCAGCCACUUGUGUGUGGUAUUUGAAUCAAUAUUCUCUGAUUGGGGGUCUUCAUGUUGAACUUGAAUCAUGCAGAGCCAACACAUGAGAGGUUUCUGAUGGAAAAAAAUAACUACAGUGAUUUAUUUUCCAAUAGGAGCUUAACCAGAGGGACGGAGUGUCAUCAUGUUUACAGACAGAUCAGGACUUCAUUAACACUGGGAGUACAGAUCCACUUUGUACAGAAGAAAUAACCAGCAAAGCCUUUUUUACAUGGGAAUAUUAUAAUUUAUACUUUUAAGUGUUUUUUCAAAGCAUUUUUUCACCUAUCCUGAAAGCUGUACAAUCAGUUAGCACUUUGGGAGAAAACUGAAUGUCUGAAAGAUUAUGAAUGUGUAAAACUUACCCUGAAUGAAUGCUAAACUUUCCAGUGGACGAAGGAGAGAUAUUUUUAAGAAUCAGGAAUCAGAUUUGUUGAUUUGUUUCUUUUCUUUUGUUUAAUUACUGUUUUAAAGUAUUUCAUUUAACCUUAAACUAAAUAAACAAGCAUGGGGGAGCAGACCCUAUUUGAUUCAUCCAGGGACAUUUGUACCACUAUGAAAGGAAAGGUUCUUGAUACUUUGUACACAAGAUUGUGGUAGUUUUUACAUUGUUUUAGAAAUAACUGAAAAAACAAUCCUUUAAAUAGGAACAACUUUCAGACUGUCAAGUUUAAAGGCCAUCCUUCAAGAGCAACAUAGGCAACAAGUGAGACUAUAGCAAUUACUAAUCGUGGAUUUAGCCCAAAAAUGUCUAAAUUACUUCCUUAGUUCAAAUUUAGUCUCCCCCUUGGUUGCUUGUCUGCACGUGAUGGAAAUUGCAAAAAAAAAAAAGAUUUAAAAAAUAGGGCUUUUUGAUCAGUUUUGCAAACACAUUAUCUACCGUAGGAAAAUCAACCAUAUCUACCUGAUUUUAGAGGUUUAUCAUACUUUAUACACACUACAAAGCUAACCCCAAUCAGAGGCAUGUUUAGAGUCAUGAACAACACAUUUAGAUGUGAUCAAGACUUUAAACCCCAUCCCCCAACCUUUUCUUUGGACUUUACAUUUCAAACCUCAUUCUAAUUUGGAUAAAAUAAAUGUAUAGCAAAACAUAUUAAAAUAUACAAUAUGUAUGUAUUUGCUUAAGCAGCCAGCUUGCCAUUGGUUUUGUAAAAAAAAUCAAUAUUCUGUAUUAUUUCUGUGCUAAUUUGCUGCCUGUUUUCACUCCAGUGAUUAAUCUGCUCUUGAAAAUAAGACAUGACAUAAAAACAUACACAGGCUGCUUUAAUAUGAAAGAAAAGGUAAUUUCUGUUUGUGCAAAACAUUACAAGAAUGUUUAAAUCUGGUGUAAAUAUUUGUUUUAAUGCAACAGUGUUGAUAUUUUAAUGUAAUUCAAAGAAACAGGGUUCAUAUUUUUUGUUUCAUUGCCCAAGGAGGACAGCUGCAGUGCUGCUCCUGUGGGUUUUUAGGUCACUUUAAUUUAUUACCUAUGUUUGAAAAAAGUCCAAAAUUGGUUCUAUUUUUAAGUGUACAGUCAAAAUGUGUCUCAUUGGGCUUAUAUUUUUCUUUGUUUUCUUCUAAAUCAAUCAUGAUUUAGCUGCAUUCAUGUUUAUGCAACUCGAGGUUCAAACACUCAUUAGUUUUUCUUCUACAGGUAAAUUAAACGGUUAAGACAGCUGAUAGAUGAUUUGUAUCAGUGCAAACACUUGACACCCCAAUUUAACGUAUCUCUAACAGUGGUGAACCAAAGAUUAUGUAAAGGAUUUUUGUUUUUUUUGUUAAGUUGAAUUUUUGCUGUCAAACACAGACAUGUGCUGGAUGAUUCUGUCACGACACUUGACAUACCACUUCUAACACAGUUAGUUUGAACUGAAAAGUCAUCGUUAUGGAGAAACUCAAAUUUAAUGAUGCAAAUGAAACAUUAACUGUGUGCCUGUAAAACUUGCUGUCAUUUUCAUUGUGGUCAUUUUCUUCAGAAUCCACACUCAGAGUGAGGCUCAGAUGUUGAUUUGCUGUUUCAUUGCUUGCUGUUUUUGUCUCACUGAUCAGUACCUAUGCUUUGUUUUAUUUUAUUACAGUUUGGAGUAAUAAUCUGCGUUUUGUGUCAUUUGAUCAAAGUUUAAACCAAAUCAGCAUAAUUCUACAAAAGCAUCUCCCAGCAUUUAUCAAUCAAACACAGCACAGAAGCUGAUAGCUAAUUGUGACGAUAUGCAAGACCUGCACAUAUGGGUCAUAAGUGCUGCAUUUUAUUUUAUAAAUGAGAUGUAAAAAUAAAUGAUCUCAUGUUACAAAUUCCAAGUUUUUUCCCCCCAGAUAUAAAGGAAUGAGCCUUAAGAUUGCAUUAAGCUGAGCUUCAGAGGCAUACACUCAGUCCACCAGUGUACUCUACAUCUUUUCCAUCAUUUCUGUUGUCCCAAAUUAAUUUAAGCCAUCAUGCAAACUUGUGUUAUUAAUCGAUAUACUUUCAUUUUAUGUCAAGCCCUGAAGACUGAAAUAGUUACAAACAGGGUCUUUGAAAAGUAUCCACCCUCUUAGAUAUCAUACCCUUAUAUUGAUUUACAAAUCCAUCAUGGUCAAUAGAAUUUGGCAUUUUUGACAAAAAAUGUACAAAAACCCCUCUUUAGUGUCAGUUCUAAAAGGUAUAAAAAGAUGUGAUGUAAAAUAGGUGACUGCAUAAAUGCAAAUAUUUACUCUGCAAUUUUAUUUUAUUUUUCUUUGCACCUCUGUCAGGUUGCAUGGGGCAUGUACUGCCCUUUUCAAGUCCAGCUACAAAUUCUCUCUA
Molecule: messenger RNA, 7251 nt
Organism: Cheilinus undulatus (humphead wrasse)
Lineage: Eukaryota; Metazoa; Chordata; Actinopteri; Labriformes; Labridae
Product: phospholipid-transporting ATPase ID-like
Exons: 31
Coding region: 597-4229 (1210 amino acids)
Biological process (GO): Golgi organization; phospholipid translocation
Cellular component (GO): plasma membrane
Molecular function (GO): ATP hydrolysis activity; ATPase-coupled intramembrane lipid carrier activity; magnesium ion binding
Source: RefSeq, a predicted model, not a curated record